Conger conger (European conger) is the source of this 1679-nucleotide messenger RNA. Its product is annotated as lactase-like protein. Bases 12 to 1154 code for a protein of 380 amino acids. The transcript is spliced from 9 exons. Lineage: Eukaryota; Metazoa; Chordata; Actinopteri; Anguilliformes; Congridae. Gene Ontology annotation, biological process: carbohydrate metabolic process. Gene Ontology annotation, molecular function: beta-glucosidase activity. The record is from RefSeq and is a predicted model, not a curated record.
ACAUCUCCUUAAUGAACGAGCUGAAGCUGAACCAUUACCGCUUCUCCAUCUCCUGGCCCAGGAUCCUGCCCACUGGAAUCAAAUCGGACCACGUGAAUGAGAAGGGGAUUAAGUACUAUGAUGACUUGAUCAACCAGCUCCUGGAGAACAAGAUCACCCCCAUUGUUACUCUCUAUCACUGGGAUCUUCCUCAGGUCUUGCAGGAGAAAUACGGAGGAUGGCAGAACAUCAGCAUGGUCAGCUACUUCAACGACUUUGCCAACCUGUGCUUUGAGAGAUUUGGGAACCGGGUGAAAUACUGGAUCACUUUUAACAACCCGUGGUCAGUGGCAGUAGAGGGCUAUGAGACCGGAGAGCACGCUCCGGGCCUCAAGCUGAAAGGAAAUGGGGCUUAUAGGGCAGCCCACCACAUCAUUAAGGCGCAUGCAAAGAUCUGGCACACGUAUGACACCCAGUGGAGGAACAAACAAAAAGGUCUGGUGGGCAUCUCCCUCUCAGGGGACUGGGGAGAGCCUGUGGACAUCACCAGCCAGAAGGACAUAGAGGCGGCUGAGAGAUACGUCCAGUUCUACCUGGGCUGGUUUGCCACGCCCGUCUUUCAUGGGGACUACCCUCAAGUGAUGAAAGACUACAUUGGCAAGAAGAGUGCUCAGCAGGGCCUGGGGAACUCAAGGCUGCCCAGCUUCUCCGCCCAGGAGAAGAGCUACAUCAAGGGCACCUGCGACUUCCUGGGCAUCGGCCACUUCACCACCCGCUACAUCACGCAGAAGAACUACCCGUCCGGCCGCGGAACCACCUACUUCACCGACCGUGACUUGGCCGAGCUGGUGGACCCGCGCUGGCCCGACCCUGGGUCCGAGUGGCUGUACUCUGUCCCCUGGGGGUUCCGUCGCCUGCUCAAUUUCGUGAAGACCCAGUACGGGAACCCGAUGAUCUACGUGACGGAGAACGGAGUUUCGGAAAAGAUGAUGUGCACAGAGCUUUGCGAUGACUGGAGAAUACAAUACUUCAAGGACUACAUAAACGAGAUGCUGAAAGACCCCCUGACCAGUCACAUGGAGAUGGUGACGGAGAUCGUGGUCCCCACUGUGUGUACGCUGUGUAUCCUCCUCAGUGCGGUCUUCCUCAUGUUCCUACUGCGCAGACGCAACUAGCGACGCACUCAACUAUAGCGUGGUUAUUCAUUUCUCAGUGUGACACAAACACACCUGUACUGGGCCCUUCUGUUAAGUCUCAAUCACACACAGGAUCUGUGACGCUCAACCUGACUGAAGGUGUUAUGCUGAAAGGACUCUGACUUUAAAGCCGGUGCUUGUAGAUGUACAGUAAGUGUUACUUCUAUUUGACAAGAAGCAUUUUCUUCAAGUCCCAGUGUAUUGUGUUUUUUUAUUUUUUUUAUUUUGUAGAUUCAAAGAUUGGCAGCCAACAUCUUAAUGCUGUUCAGAAAUCAACAAGGAUGAAUUCAGGUUUGAUGUUUGAUGUGAAGUUAAUUAUAUUGGUUGCAUUAAUAGUCAAAUAUUGUUUUAACUGAAACAAAUGUACAGAAUCCUUACCACAUUUGCAAUCACAAUGAGCUACUACAUGCAUAUUUUUAUAAUCACACACUUCUUUAUACACAGUGGGGAAGCAAUUGUAGUGACAUGUGCUGUUUUAAGAUGGGAAAAAAGCUUUAAAUUCCA